Messenger RNA from Talpa occidentalis (Iberian mole), 1004 nucleotides. It is a transcript of the gene UBE2K, whose product is annotated as ubiquitin conjugating enzyme E2 K. Bases 210 to 812 code for a protein of 200 amino acids. The record is from RefSeq and is a predicted model, not a curated record. Gene Ontology annotation, biological process: proteasome-mediated ubiquitin-dependent protein catabolic process; protein polyubiquitination. Gene Ontology annotation, molecular function: ubiquitin conjugating enzyme activity; protein binding. NCBI's taxonomy places the organism in Eukaryota, Metazoa, Chordata, Mammalia, Eulipotyphla, Talpidae. The transcript is spliced from 7 exons. Gene Ontology annotation, cellular component: nucleus.
GCAUGCGCGGCCCCGGCGCCAUUUUGGUGGCCGGGCGCGGAGGUGAUUCCACACUGAGGAGAGCGCGGCGGCUGGGGUGGCAGUGGCAGCGUUCGUGUGCUCGGGUGUGAAUCGCCGAGGGAGGAGGCGGUGGAGGAGGAGGUGGCGGCGGUGGCGGUGGUCGUAGCGGUGGCGGAGGAGGCGGGUACGAAUCAACUGCGGGCGGAGACAUGGCCAACAUCGCGGUGCAGCGAAUCAAGCGGGAGUUCAAGGAGGUGCUGAAGAGCGAGGAGACGAGCAAAAAUCAAAUUAAAGUAGAUCUUGUAGAUGAGAAUUUUACAGAAUUAAGAGGAGAAAUAGCAGGACCUCCAGACACACCAUAUGAAGGAGGAAGAUAUCAACUAGAGAUAAAAAUACCAGAAACAUAUCCAUUUAACCCCCCUAAGGUCCGGUUUAUCACUAAAAUAUGGCAUCCUAAUAUUAGUUCCGUCACGGGAGCUAUUUGUUUGGAUAUCCUGAAAGAUCAAUGGGCAGCGGCAAUGACUCUCCGCACGGUAUUAUUGUCAUUGCAAGCACUAUUGGCAGCUGCAGAGCCAGAUGAUCCACAAGAUGCAGUGGUAGCAAAUCAGUACAAACAAAAUCCUGAAAUGUUCAAACAGACAGCUCGACUUUGGGCACAUGUGUAUGCUGGAGCUCCAGUUUCUAGUCCAGAGUACACCAAAAAAAUAGAAAACCUAUGUGCUAUGGGCUUUGAUAGGAAUGCGGUAAUAGUGGCCUUGUCUUCAAAAUCAUGGGAUGUAGAGACUGCAACAGAAUUGCUUCUGAGUAACUGAGGCAUAGAGAGCUGCUGAUAUAGUGAAGCUUGCCCCUUCCUGAGGAGCAUCUGUUAUUUUUAGGAUUCUGCAUAGAUUUCUUUUAAACUGGCAUUCUUGCCUAAUGAUGUUAUCUAGGCACCAUUGGAGACUGAAAAAAAAAAACCCCUGCUCUGUAAAUAAAGCUAAUUAAACGUCUGUGUAAAUUUAAAA